GGCGUGGCGGGAAAGCACGACGCCGGGGGAAAGAGUAAGCCUUACGGAUGCUGGAACGGCCUAAAGUGGCGCUUUUUCGGCGAGUGUAUUCCGCCCGUGCCCGCAUCUGUCGGCGGCAUGCGCGUCAACCUCACGAAGCCGCUUUUUGAUCUCUGCGAGAAGGUCUGCCAACGCGUCCUCACGGAACCCAACUAAUAUGGCUAGCGGUCGGUUUUCACUUCCUUUCAAAUCGAAACUUUUUCCAAAAGCAAAGUAUUAGAUAAAUAGGUUGGCUAUACCGGCAUCAAUCUAAUGAUCGGUCGACUUCUUGAAAAACAAGAUGAAUGUGCUACGUCGGUUGUUCCCAAACCACAACCAAGCAUGUUCUCACUCUUCUCUCUUGUCUAAGUUUCUGCACAACUGAUUGAUGAGUUGAUUUUAGAGAGCGGUCCUUCUCACAAGGGCAUCGGUCAAUCUACAGAACGCGAGGUAAGGCAGCGCGAAGCAUUGGAGGAGAUGCUAUUCAAAAACAUCCUGAAGUCCGACUCUCGCAGAGCAAAGGAGCGCGUUCACGAAUAUCUUUUUAUGAAGUAG
Molecule: messenger RNA, 573 nt
Organism: Amoebophrya sp. A25
Lineage: Eukaryota; Dinophyceae; Syndiniales; Amoebophryaceae
Source: the annotation of a GenBank genome assembly